AUGAGUACUGCCUCGCAGUCGUCAGGGCUCAAGGCGGCCUACAUGCGGCCGUUGCGGCAGAUCUUAGGACACCCUCGAUUCGGCCACACCGACGUCAGCGAUGACCACGUGCGCGAGCAGCUGGGACACUCCGCCCUGGACAUGGCGAUCACAUGCAGGUGGACUAAGGAGUGCAAGCCUUGGACGCCGACCACGACCCUGUCGAAGCACGGCCACCUUGUGUCCGACCCUCUCGCCCUGUUGGAGACAGAGGCGGCCCGUUUUGCAGGUCUUUGGCAAGCUGACAAGGAGCCAGACGUCAUCGACAAGCCGCUGGAGAUUCUUGAGCCCCUUGAGAUCCUCGCGGCCGAUGACAUUCGUAAGGUUAGUCGCUCCUAUUCCACUGCCACGGCCAUCUCGGUGGACGGGUUCCACAUGCGCCAUUAUGCUAGCAUGUCGGACGGCUGCCUCGAGGCUUUCAGUAUUCUGCUCCAGCUGAUUGAAGCCACGGGCCUUCUUCCAUACCACUUGCAGGUGUUGCAGAUGGCGCUUUUAGCCAAGCCCCAGGGGGGCUUUAGGCCUAUCGGCCUGUUCAGUUCGGGGUACCGGCUCUGGGGUAGGGCCCGUCGUAAGUUAGCUUCCUCGUGGGAGCUCGCGAAUUCUCGGAGUUACCUCGCGGCCGCGGCCUCUAAUGGGGCCUCUGAUGUGGUAUGGAGGCAGGCGCUUCGCAGCGAGCUAGGAGUUCGUGAAGGCAAAGCGGCAGCUUCCGUGCUCUGGGAUUUGUUCAAGUUCUACGAGGGCAUACAUUUGCCGCUGGUCGAGGCCCGGGCCAAGCAGCUAGGUUUUCCAUCACAGAUUACGCGAGUUUGUAUGACGGCCUAUCGUGGAGCUAGGUUCUUAACGCUCUCUUCUCUGUCUGUGGGGCCCUUUUAUUCGAUAAAUGGAGUCGUUGCGGGCUGUUCGAUGGCCACCACCUUCGUGCCCAUUUACCUUAUACCCGUCAUCGACCCGCUCCCCAUUCCUCGGGAUGUGUUCUUGGACAUUUACAUAGACGACUAUGGAGUUAGUUCGGUCGGAACGGAGUCGUCUGUCAGCAUAGGCCUUAAAGAAACCACCACUAUGCUCAUGACAGCAAUCCAUACUGAUAUGCAUUGCAGCGUUGCUGAAGACAAGGCUUCUGUCAUCGCGUCCAUUCCUUCGCUAGGCCACAAGCUCGUUCAGUUUUUGGGCCGAUUCGCAGGAGGUCCUGCCAAGGAGUCGGCGGUGAACUUGGGGAUCGACGACACUGCAGGGAAGGCUAGACGCUCCGGUAAGAAGGGCAAGAAGUGGGCAUCCAGGGCCAGGACCUUUAAAGCCAGGGUUAAGAGAUUCAGGAAAUCCAGGGAGGCUCUCGGGAAGUGGUCGCGGAAGAUCUUCAUUGCCGGACCUUUAGCAGGAGCCACUUUCGGAGCGGAGGUCCACGGCACCUCCGACCACGAGCUCAAAUUGCUGCGCCGCUCUUUCGGCAAGUGUGUCAAGCCCUCCGCGGGCUCGCGCAGCCUCACGUCGCUCACCAUCUUAGAGCACGACCCUUGCUACUACGCGGCGACGGCGCCGACUUUGAGAUAUGCGAAAGAGGUCUGGCUCACCAGUACUAGGCAGUACGCGUUUUCGGUCCCCUUCCCGGUUCUGAGGGCGUCCUGGGACUCGGCUUUUGGAGGUCCUCCGAUCUCUUGGAAGAAAGUGUCUGGACCUCUUUCGGCGGUUAGGGCUUCCCUGUCAAGGAUCGGGUGGAACAUGAUCGAUUUCACCACCAUUGUCACGGACCAGCAGGUGUCCGUAGGUCUGACCAACACCUCCCCCAGGAUGCUCAAAAGGUUUUUGAGGGAAGGAGUCAUUCGUCACCUUCAGAAGCUGUCGGGAGCCGCUCUGGGGAUGGGCGCAGACAGGGCAUGUUACGACAUUGUCCUCCAGGAACUUCAGAAGAAGAAGUGGUCUAAUUUCGAAAAGGGUUGUAUUCGCAGUCUGGUAUGUGGAGCUUCCUGGACUGAGACCAGGGCCACAGAUGCGGGCUACUUGCUUGAUGACAAUCUCUGUCCCAUGUGCGGUGCUGCGGAAGAUACUAUGCAUCCCCGUCUGUGGAAGUGUCCGGCUGUUAGUGAGCAGCGGCUAGAUGUAGUGGACGAUGAGUUGAUCGCCCGCGCUGGUGCCAUCACUCCCGACAGCCCAGAUUGGAAUCUGUUCACCAAGGGCAUCUUUCAGCAUCCUGGCGAGUCUGUACCAGGGCCAGUGGCUGGAGGCGGUAUGUCGGUGCAGUGGGUAGACGACCCAGACAACACUUCUGUGAACAUCCAAGGGCACAUCUUCUUCGACGGGUCAGGUCUCAAAGUCUCUUAUAAGAAGCUCUACGCGGGAGCCCUUUUAAACAUGUCGAAUAGUAUGUACUCACAAGUCCACAAAGUAAAGGCUCAUGUUGUGGACGAUGGCUCGCUUUCAGCCGACGGGCUUUUCUAUAAGCAGGGCAAUGAUCAGGCGGAUAAGGCGGCCAAGAGAGGCGUCGAAUUCGACUGGUAUUUGUCACGAGUGGCUGUGGUGCCGCUCGGUUUGGAGAUGCCAGCGCUGUUUGAAGAGCCGACGCUGGACACCGAGACUAACGAGGCGAAGAAGGAGGGCGCUGGGGCGGCCGCUGGGGCGGCCAGCGCGGGCUUCGCGCUCGUACAGGUGGCUGGGGCUGCUGCCGACGCGCCCGACAUCGACGCCGAGCUGGACGACGCGGGCCCUCGGCAUGCCGCCCUCUUCCUGAUGCUCGAGGAGGCCCUGGUGUGGUUCCUCGUGCUCGCGGUCGUGGAGCUUGCCCUCCUCGGCUCGCCGGCGGUGCUCCCGCGCGGCUCGGACGGCGCCGCGCCCUGGGCGGACCGCGAGGUGCGGCUGCUCUCGGCGGCGCUCUGGAACGACGUCGCCGCUUGGGCCGCCACCGACGAGGCCCUGCCGCGCGUUCGCAGGACGAAUCUGGCCGCGGCGCCGUGCAUCUUCCCGCCGGAGCAGGGCCAGCGGCCCGAGCGGUCGCGCUCGUCCCCCAGACUAUCUCAGAGGCACCCCUCGGAGGAGACCGCCCUGGUGAGCACGGACCUGGACCCCGAGGAGCAGACGGCGGCCUUCAGCUGGCCAGUCAAGAACGGCGCCGAUUCCGACUCGGAGGAGGGCGGCUGGGGCGCGGAGGACGCGCUGGCGCGCGCCAGGCCGUACGUCACCUCGCAGGGCUCGGCCAGGAGCCCUGAGCAGGAGCAGGCGGCCGCGACAGCGGUGAAAGGCUUCGGCUUCAGGAACUGGGACGACUUCAUGGAGUUCGACCCCAACGUGAAACACAGGAUCCCCAUCACCCAGAGCGAGUUCGGGCUGCUGCUGGAGAAGGAGCAGGAGUCCUGCAGGGGCUGGGACGUGCCCAUCGACCGCAAGGAGAUCAGGGUGGCCAAGAGCCAGAGCGGCCCGGGCGUGAUCACCCUGCGGGCGUGGGCGACCGUGCCCGGGGUGGACGUCAAUGUCGCCUUCACGCUAUUUCACGACACCCAGGAACGCAAGAAGUGGGACAAGGUAUUCGCCGAGAUGGCCAUCAUCGGCGAGGAUUCUCCAGGAGGGAGAGAGGGCUCGGAGCUCCUGUACUCCGUGAUCCGGCCGCCCGUCGCGACGCCCCGCGACUUCCUGCAGUUCCGGCGGGUGCGCGUGGAGAAGGACGGCUCCAUCCUCAUCGUGCUGCGCUCGGCGGAGCAUCCCGACUGCCCCCCAGACAAGCGGUACGUCCGCGCCGAGUCGUACAUCUCUGGCUACGUGCUCCGGCAGGAGUUCCAGGGCACGACGCCGGUCUUGCGAAUCUUCCUCAUGAGCUGCACGGACAUCAAGGGCCUUAUCCCGAAGUGGAUUAUCAACCACUUCGCCCCGAAGAAGCCGGGCGAGUGGAUCGAUGCGCUCAGCAAGGCCGCCAAAGAGUUCCAGCGGACCCACGGGGGCUCGACGCACAGGCUGGAGCCUAUGCCGAGCUUCGCGGAGGACAGCGCCAUCGACCUCGAGGAGGGCCGGGAACAGUCGAGGACGCACGCGGGCAGCUGCAGUUUGGCGGAGGACGCUCGCCAGGCCGACCGCUGCCGAGAGCCGGCGACCCCGGCCGAGGAGGGCGCGGAGAGCGAGGCGGCGCGCUAGCGGCGCGGUAGCGGCGCGCCAGGCCCGCCGGGGCCGCUGCGCUCCCGCUCGGCCUCCACCCCAGCGGGGCCGUUUCUGUGUGGCUCUCUGGGACGAGGCAGCGACGCCAGCAUGAUGAACGCAGCCAUCUCCCCCUCCAGGGAUGGUUGCCCCUCGGAGGGGGGAUCUGACUAGAUCUGUACAGCUGGCACGAGGAUUAUCCGUGUUUCGGCUCUCCACCUUGUCUCGCCGCUUUUCGGUUGCAAAUACCUCCUCUUUCUCCGCCUCCUCCCGCUGCUCCUUCUCCUCCUCCCGACUCCUCCUCUUUAGCCCCGCGACAGCGGCCUCUGCAGCGGCGCAUCUCGCGUCACAAGCUGUGCCGAGACGACACCCGUCUGCCGAGCGGCGUCGUGUUUUUUUUGUUGUGCUGUUUUGAAUAGUAUUAGGUACUAGGCUACGCCUGCUAGACACGGCCCCUGCUUGCCGCGGAGUGCUCGUGGCGCCCGGGCGGGCAGCUUCGCACGGGGCCGUGUGCCGCGCGCCGUGCCGCGCCGCUCCCCAGGUGAGCAGCGCAGCGCUGCUGCUCGACAGGGGCGCGCCUUGCCGGACGGCCUCCCCGCGACCGCUGGGCGAUA
Molecule: messenger RNA, 4766 nt
Organism: Prorocentrum cordatum
Lineage: Eukaryota; Dinophyceae; Prorocentrales; Prorocentraceae
Source: the annotation of a GenBank genome assembly